AUGGCCUGUGGGAUAUAUGCGCCAAACCAAAUUAAAAGCUACAUUAUUUACUACGUAAUUAAAAAGAAUUAUCCAAACAAUCAUCCAACAAUGAUUAUGUAUUGUUUGGAAAAAUUUAACAUUAAUUUACAUAUCCAAGGUCAAUCAACGGAAUUACCGGUCGAAGAAAGACCGAUGGCCACGCCAAGAAAAAGAGUGGUAGUGGAAGAGGCAAGUUCCAGUGGUUCUUAUAAAAAACAAAAAAAUCCCAGCAAGAACCCCAAUAUUAAUGAUGAGGCUGGCUGUUCUGAUUACAAUUCAGAUAAUAACAAUGAUUCCGGGGCUCAUCAAGUCAAUGAUGCCGUCAAAACUAAAAAAGCUCCAGUGGAUUACCAUGAUAAUGGUAUUUCAUUUGGUAAUUGGGGUACUACCAUUCAGUACUCUGGAUGCUUUCGUUUUUAUUGCUUUGGCGAAACUUUGAAAAAGGAAUAUCCCGGAUUUCACGCUACGUUUGUGGAACUUUUAAAAAAAUGUGAUUACACCCAAAACAAGAUUGCCCAAAUGAAAGUCGCCGGUAAACGAUUCAACACCCUGUUAUAUUACUUCAAGCACG
Molecule: messenger RNA, 592 nt
Organism: Mucor mucedo
Lineage: Eukaryota; Fungi; Mucoromycota; Mucoromycetes; Mucorales; Mucoraceae
Exons: 5
Source: RefSeq, a predicted model, not a curated record